Messenger RNA from Aspergillus eucalypticola CBS 122712, 926 nucleotides. RefSeq lists its product as uncharacterized. Bases 111 to 926 code for a protein of 271 amino acids. The transcript is spliced from 8 exons. The record is from RefSeq and is a predicted model, not a curated record. Lineage: Eukaryota; Fungi; Ascomycota; Eurotiomycetes; Eurotiales; Aspergillaceae.
AGAACACUGACAUUUAGGUCUUCGUCCUUCUUCCAGAAUAAAUCAUUAACUAACUCAUUUCACUGAAGCCCCCUUCGUUCAAAUACAUCUAUCUCAUUCCCAUCUUAACUAUGGAAUCGCGGACUCUUCUCAUAACCGGGGCCUCCGGCUAUAUCGGAUGCUCAGUUUUGUCUGCCAUCCUCAGGACCAAAGAAACGUGGGCUGCUAAUCUGAAAGUAUCGGCCCUGGUUCGAUCUGAAUCACAGGCUACAAAAGUCAGGGAGUUGGGUGUAUCUCCGAAACUAUUCUCCAGCUUCGAUGAGCUGGAUAGGCUAGAAGAGGUUGGUGAAGGCUUCGACAUUAUAAUUCAUGCUGGUGCUGGUUGGCAUACUCCCUCUGCGAAAGCCCUGAUUAGGGGACAAGGCGUGCGGCGCCAAACUACGAACGCCGAUUGGACUACCGACAUUGCCGUGAUUGAGGAGGGCGAGGCCUCUGGUAUGACUACUUACAUUGUAAUGGCACCUACAAUGUUUGGUCUUGGAAGUGGACCAUUCAAUCGCUUUUCCAUGCAGCUUCCAACCAUGAUCGCGGAUGCACUUCGUACAGGCAGCUGCAGCGUUGUUUUUGAGGGAUAUACGGUUUGGAACCACCACAUUUUCCGAGGCAUCAAGAUCCCCUCUGGUCGAAAGGGAAUCUAUUUCUGUGAGACUGGAGAGCACUCACACCUGGAGUUCUCGGAAUACCUGGCUAAGGCUGGCCAUUAUGAGGUGGUGAAGAUUACUAUCCAGGAAGCAGGCGAGAAAUGGGUUUUUGGCAACACAUCUAGUGCUGAACUUGGCUUUGCGUCAAACUCUCGUACGAAGGCUGUGCUAGAGAGCACAUUCAGCGUGGAGCUGACUGAAAUCUUAAGAAUCCUCACAGUGGACGAGAGAUCCCUAAGUAUCUGA